AGCGCUGGUGAAGUAGACAUUUCCGAUGGCACUCUGCCUCCUGUGAACGAACCACCGAACGCGACAGCCAUACUCGACCAAAUGUUUGUGAAUUAUGACAAACGGCUCAGGCCGAUGUAUGGAGUGGAACCUGUGCAGCUUUACGUCUCCAUGGGUUUCCUAUCCAUUAGCCACAUUGUGGAAGAAAACAUGGUAGCUAGAUCUACAAUUUAUGUUUUUAACGUAGACUUGCAGAUACCGUAUGAGACCAAGCCGGGCUUAAUUGUGUCAACAAAUGAACUGGAAAUCCUGAACACAAAACUCAUGAAAGGCACAUUUUUUGGCGAAGAGAUUGAAACGUGACCGAGUGUUUCUAAACAUACUCGUCCGCACUCGCAAUCCAGAGGUCCAGGGUUCGAAUCCUACUUUCGAUUACUGCUAGCUGGUACGCCGGUUUGCCGUUCCAUUCGGGGUUUUUAAAUUGUUAAGUUCUAUUUGGGUUAACUUUCAAGAUGAGUGGAUAGCGUGCAAACUAGAUAAAGCAACUAAGUGUACUUCCACUAUAAAAUAUUUAUAAUUUACUCUGCUUUGAGUGGACUCCGCGGAUAGUUUGUAAUAUUUCCCUUUUAUCGGAGGCCACAGAACGUUUCGAUCUUGAUGGUUAGCUGUUUUGCAGAUUUGCCUCAUUACUUGUAACUCAGUCAUUCGUAUUCUGGGCUGUAAAGCCCUGGGCCGGGUUGUUCAAAGCUACAAAGGUAAAUAACCCAGGGCUAGAACGAAAUUGAAAUUCAGAAAUGAAUGUUAAAAAUUAAAGCAAAUUCUUUUUUCUACAACUUGCUGUAUAAGAUGCUCUAAAAAGGAAAGAGAAAAUUAUCUGAGAAAAUGCCUUUGAACCUCGGGUUAGCGCCAAUCGGCUUCGAGCAACUGGGCCUCAGGUUCAGAGUCACUAAAGUCGUUCCCACCCUCUCAACAGGAGUUUAAAGGCGACUUGUAUUUACGUCAGUUUUGGAAGGACCCGAGGCUGGCCUACGGAGACAAAAACUGGACUCUGAUUCUUCAAGGAGACAUCUUAAAGAAACUGUGGUUCCCGGACACAUACAUCGAAAAUUCCAAGAAAAUUACUGUCCAUGAUGAGACAAAGACAGUGGUAUUGUUUGGUGAUGGAAAUGUCUUCUACUCUGUUAGGUAAUGUAUAAGAAGGUCCUCUACUGUGGUAGCACACUUGUAGACCAUUCACUACCCCCAAAAGACACUCUAUUCAAGACACCAAAUAGUGGAGUUGUAUACACCCAUCACCGCCGUAGCCAGUAUGAGGCGAACCGAGGCACUCGCCUCGGUAAAAUUUUAUCAAAUACUGUCGAUUUUUAUUUUUUUUUUAUCAGACUGAUAAUAUUAGAAGAUUUCAUAAGGCUGAUUUCGUACAACGGACCGUGUGUUCGCCUCGGUUGUAGUUUCUUCCUGGCUACGGCCCUGCCCAUUCUGUUUAAGAUCGCUUCAAGACCCUCAAAACUAUACCCUGUUCAGCCGCACAUCCCGGUGUAGGCCUCAAAUAAGGGAGUAUUCCAUACCCGGAGUAGAUGGGAUAAGGGUCUACAAAAUGUUGAUCAUUUCAAAUGACGUUAGCACCUGAAAAAAACUACCUUAUCUGCUAGUUUUCCUGGCAUACGACAGAUAAUUUUCCACAAUAGGCGUUACGCCAAGAAGUCCCCAUUAAAUGGAGUUGUGUAUUUCUUUUUUUGAAGAGUGACUGUUGAUGCCAUGGGAUUUAUGGAUUUUAGAAACUAUCCGAUGGAUGUGCAGACAUUUUUCUUUAGAGCCCUCAGUUGUGAGUAACAUUUAACUUUUUUUUAGGCUAUUACUGAAGACGUAACAAAAUUCAGAACUGGGCGGAGAUUUUCGAAAUUUUCACAAAAACUUAUCACUGCCUGCCGUACAAAAACGUACUGCCAUACAGUUAUUUCGAGAAAGAUUGUCGGAAAAAAUGUGCACGCGACAGUCCCGAAAGGUAUUACUUGAUGAGAUAUGAUCAAUAAACUGCUUCUACUUUUGUUGCUUUCCUUUAGCACUCGCAAGCAUAUGUCCGUGACCUCCUGGUGUCAUUCUUUCAAAUUUCUUUAAAGAACAGUGCACUCAAAACCACCCACAAUACUUUUCGGGAUUGUCGCAAAUGCUAAGCGCCCUAAGUUAGCAUAAAUACCCGCCGUUACAUAACGUGUUUGCAAUGUAAUUUAAUUUUUAAUCUUUGUUAGGGCUAUCGUUGUUAAGUUAGAUUUUUUUCUUACUCAUUAGCACUAAGCACCUCACGUACAAAAUGUUUACAGACGCCAUAAGGAAGUUCCAGGAGAAUGAUAGGAGGAAAUGAAUUUUAUUAUCAGAUUUUGCGAUUUCUUUUUCUAAGACAAAUGGAAGACGCAGAAAGGGCCCCCUAACCGCUGCUAACCCCCUGCACAUAUUCAUGGAUUACGGAAGAAGGUUAGGGAAACUGGUGUCGAACUUAUACUUUAACACACUGGAGUCAGCCGACGUUCUAGGUUGAUUUCUGCAAAAGUUGAUCAGAACAAAACCUAGGACAGAAUCAUAGGCUUUGUGAAUAAUUUAUCUUUUUUUCACGCAGAUGGUUUUGACCUCACUCAGAUCAGAUACAAGUGGAUAGAUGCAACACUAUACAGUACAGACAUGGCAGAGUUCUACGUCAUGAAUCAAACGCUCGAAAGUGGCAAAGUCAAGUACAUGCUGGGUAUGGCGGGCUCAUAUUGCACAUUUUAAGCUAGGAAAGCCAGCAGCGUAAACUCCCACGUAUCAUUCGUAUAUAGACUAGUAUGGAGCUAGGGCUUUUUUUGCAAUGCGGUAGCUACUUGCUGAGAUGGAAGUAUCGCCUCCAUGCAACGGAAUCCGGAUUGCGAAAACUGGGAAACUUUUGCUGUUACAUUCCGGAAUCCUGUUCUUUGGAAUGCGGAAUACAGAUUAAGGAAGCCGGAAUCCCACUCAUGAUUUAGAUCCAUAAUCCGUGUUCCACUCGGAUUCCCAUACAUAUGCGAAGAAGAAAAUAAGCGUUAAAAAAUUCAGUAGAGGAGAAACUCAUCUCAAAAGUUUAUUUUAAAACUACGCAAAAUUUUCCUUUUUAAGCUGAAACAUAUCCACAUUGUCUCGACCAAAAAUCGUUUCUAAGGAGACAAAAUGUAGAGAGAAACGGCUUAAUACAGUAAUUGACACCAAAAGGGGAAAAGAGACUGGGAUAGUCGUAAGAAACAUUUUUUAAAUUAAGGGAACGACUCAAAUAAACCUUGUUUGAAUUGUCCUUCCUUCUGUUUGUUUGACAAUUAUCAGGCUGGUUUGAGUAUCUCGAUGUCUCCUUCUACGUUCGAAGAAGAAUAGGUCAUUACGUCAUCCGUAUUUUCUUUCCCUGCAUUCUUUGCACGGUUGUCUCGUGGUUGCCAUUUUGGAUGGAUCGAAGAGAGAUUGGUGACCGCGGGGCCCUGGGUAUUACAACUCUUCUCACAGAAGUCUUCCUCCUUCAAUACACCAAUGCCAACAUGCCACGUGUCAGCUACGUGAAAGCCGCUGACCUGUUCCUGAUUGUAUCUUUUGCCUUCACAUUUUUGGCAUUAAUAGAGAGUGUUAUCGUGUAUAACUACAGGAAAAAGAGUCAAAAGUCUGAGGACACUCAGGUGAAAGGUUCAACUGGAGGACGAGGACUCUUUUGUAAACGCAGCACAGUCGCUGUUCAGGAGGUAAGGCACUAAGGCUGAUAUGUGUCUGUGAUUUUUGUUCUGACAAAUUUAGAUUUUGCAUGAAUGGAUCGACUUUCUGAGCUUGGUUUUCAUAUUUCGGUGAUCCCAGAGUCUGUAUCAGACGCCAUCUUAAUUUAUGGGUAUUUUCGCGGGGGACACCAGCACGUUGUUGGAGGCUUCGUGCAAUUUCUCUUCUUCAUUCUCUAUGAUAAUGAUUCUUUUAUAUUUUCAGGUUCCCAAAACGGAUACUAUCAUAAACGGAUCACACAUUAAUCCCGUUGUGAUCACGGAGGUAAAACUGUGGUUUUAGUUAAUUGCCCAUUUUCGCAAUCGAAAUAAGGCUGCAUAAUAUAACAUGCUUUUUCCUUGACACAGGCUUUCACAGAAACGCCCAGUCAGCUAGCUAAGCCUCCAAUGACUAAAAACCUCUGGGAGAAGCCAAGAAAUCAAGAAGAAAAAGACAACUGUCUUGGCUACACAGCAUCAGCAAAGUCCAAAAUUCAGGGCUGGUUUGCAAGUUGCAAGGAUUAUUUUUCCAAGCAAGAUCUCAGUUAUUUCAUCGAGAUGAGUUCUCGCUUGGCCUUUCCUGCCGUGUAUAUAAUCUUUAUUGUCUACUUUUUUGCAAAAUAUGGCAUCUAA
Porites lobata is the source of this 4349-nucleotide messenger RNA. The record is from the annotation of a GenBank genome assembly. Lineage: Eukaryota; Metazoa; Cnidaria; Anthozoa; Scleractinia; Poritidae.